Molecule: messenger RNA, 1757 nt
Organism: Sabethes cyaneus
Lineage: Eukaryota; Metazoa; Arthropoda; Insecta; Diptera; Culicidae
Product: myrosinase 1-like
Exons: 6
Coding region: 137-1738 (533 amino acids)
Biological process (GO): carbohydrate metabolic process
Molecular function (GO): beta-glucosidase activity
Source: RefSeq, a predicted model, not a curated record
UGAUAACGUUGGUUUAUUAUGGCUCGCCAGUUUUACUCACAGCUUUUAGAUUGUCGUACUUGUCUAACCGGUAGCCGCUGGUAGUACAAAUUUGCCGCAGCGUUAAGUAAGUUGUCGGGUUGAUUUUGACGGAGACAUGGUUGUUCAAAAACUACUGGUCUUCAUUAUUGGUUUUUACUUGUUGUGUUAUGCAGAAGGUAGAUCAUUUCCAUCGCAAUUUAAAUUUGGUGUUGGCACCUCUUCAUAUCAGAUCGAAGGAGCGUGGAAUGAGGACGGCAAAGGUGAAUCCAUAUGGGAUCAUUUCACCCAUCACCAUCCCGAGAUGAUAGCAGACCGAAGCACUGGUGACGUUGCUUGCGAUAGUUAUCAUCUAUGGCGCAGAGAUGUGGAAAUGAUUAAAGAACUUGGAGUUGACAUAUAUCGCUUCUCAAUUGCUUGGACACGCAUUAUGCCAACGGGACUGAGUAAUCAAAUAAAUGUAAAAGGAAUCCGGUAUUAUGACAACCUGAUAAACGAGCUACUCGACAAUGGGAUUACCCCGAUGGUAACGCUGUAUCAUUUUGAUUUACCGCAAAAACUUCAAGAUUUGGGUGGUUGGUUGGUUGACGACAUCGUGGAUUAUUUUGUGGAGUAUGCAAGGAUUAUUUUCACAAACUAUGGCGAUCGGGUUCGAAUGUGGACAACAUUUAAUGAACCUUGGCACAUUUGUGAAAAUUCGUACGGGAGAGAUGGACUAGCACCAGCUGUAAAUUUUUCUGGAGUAGCCAACUACAUUUGUGCACACAAUUUGUUGAAGGCACAUGCCGAAGCCGUUCAUUUAUACAGGGAACAAUUUCAACCAAGACAAAAUGGUGUAAUUGGAAUAUCAUUGGAUGCCCGAUGGUAUGAACCCGCAACGAAAUCGUCGGAUGACUUGGAAGCUUCUGAGUGGGCUUUACAAUUUCAUUUAGGUUGGUUUGGUCAUCCCAUUUUCUCGUUGUCCGGGGAUUAUCCAAAUUUCGUUAAAGAGCGUGUCGAUAGUCUAAGCAGAGAACAAGGUUUUUCUAAAUCGAGACUACCAAAAUUUACGGCCGAGGAAAUUGAUCGAAUUAGAGGGACAGCUGAUUAUUUUGGUUUGAAUACCUAUACAACGCGAUUGGUAAGCAAAAACGAUGAGAAUAAUGCUGCGGAUUACGCAGUUCCAUCGUUUGAGCAUGAUUCGGCGGUUAUCUUUACGGUCAAUUCGAGUUGGCCUUCGGCGCAAACUACUUGGCUUAAGAUUGUUCCAUUUGGCCUUCAUAAGCUGUUGAACUGGGUUAAGAAAGAGUACGGAAAUCCUUCGACGUGGGUUACAGAAAACGGUGUUGGGACUAGUUUAGGGACCGUAGACUACCAACGAGCAGAUUAUUACGAUGGUUAUCUGGACGCUGUAUUAGAUGCAAUUAAAGAUGGUUGCGAUGUUCGUGGUUACAUUGCUUGGAGUUUGAUGGAUAAUUUCGAAUGGAGAGCAGGAUAUGAAAGCAAGUUUGGGCUAUUUCACGUUGACUUUGGUAGUCCCAAUCGUACACGGUACGCCAAAAUGUCAGCCAAAGUAUAUCGACGGAUUAUUGAAUCACGUGAAAUUGAUUGGAGUUUCCGACCACAACCGGAUAUAAUUAUUACUUCAAAUGGAAAUUUUACCAAUCAUACCUCAACCAUUGCUGUCUUCUGUUUAUCAUUAGCAAUGGCAUAUUAUGUAAAACGAAUCGUACUAAAAUAAAGCAUCCAUUUUUUUUGUA